GGAAGUGCUGCUUUGUUUUGCUUCGGAGACUGCAGAGUUUUAGUAGAAGUUCAUUUUUUCCCCCCCCCCACAUACGUUUCUUUUAAUGCAAAUAAUUUCGAAAUAAGUCUAGAUCAAAGGAAAAGGAUCAGUUGUAUUAAUCAGUUGUGUUUUGUGAAACUAUGGAACAGCAGGAACAAGUGGAGUGGGACAACGUGAACAAACUCCUGCAGAGCCAUGGAUUUAAACCGGUGCGUUUUGCAGAUCCGGUCGAGAAUAAAAGCUUGGCAGACCUGGUGUUGUUGGACAAACGCACAGCGGUGGAAAUCAGAGCCACACUCAGAAUGAUGCUCACAGACUCAGAGAGGAGGCAGCAGCUGAUCCAGGAGCUCAUCAGGACCAACAGCCAACUCAAGGAGGACGUUCAGAGCCACAUGUCUCGUUCUCUGGCUCAGGCACAAAGAGCCUCAGACCUGGAGAGGCUCCUGGACGAGGUGAGGCUCAGAGUCACAGAGCUGGAGGACAAGUGUGUGGGCAGAGCGGCGCACACACAGGGAGAGAUCCAGAGUCUGCAGAGAGACAAACAACACGCACAGAGUUUGGUUCUGGACUUGGAGCGGGCUUUGCUGAAACAAAGAGAUGAGAUCACUGAGCUGCAGAGGAAGCUGCACUUUGCUGUGAGAUCUGAAGAGCAGCGUGUGGCUCAACAAAGCCAGACUUUUGAACUGAUCUGCAGAAGGACCGUGAGACAAAGCAAUGCACAAGAUCAACAGAUUUUAGAUGUGAUCGACCACUAUGAAACUAAAAUGUCCCAGCUACUUGAUGAGUUGAGAAGAGCAAAAGGAGAAGAUGUUUCCCUGGAACAAACUUCAAACAGCGUCUCUCCAACAUUUAAAACUAUGAUCAAAGCAUUUCAAGAGCAGCAAAAAGACAGUAUAAAUCAAAUAGAAGAACUCAAGAAGAAAGUGGAGCAUCUCAAAGAGGAGCUGGAGACACGACCAACUCUAAAAGACUUGAAGUUUUACAAACACAAGGUUCGUCGGAUUGAGAAACUUUACAACUUAAGAUUGUCUCAAGAUGAAAAUUCAUACGAGAUUCAUGACAAUGGCUCCGACUCUACAUUAUGUACCCAAUACCAACAAUUGUUGCGUGAGAUCAGCUCUGUGGUGACUGGUCCAAAAGCUCCUCUGAAGCUGCACAGACAGAAGCUCGACUCUGACUCUAGAAAACAGUUUAAACCUCUGCUCCCAACGCUGCAGCUGUGGGCCCAACAACUCACUCUACUCAAGGAUCUGCAUCAAAGCCUAAACAAACUGUCCACUAAACUGUUGCCAUGGCAGCCAUCAGAGGACAGCCCUUCUUCUGCUGAACCUGUCAAAGUGGAGGACAUGAUGCUUUUGGUCGAUACGCUGCUGGAAAACACCUCCACAGACAAUGACACGGUGCUGAGGAGUCCGACCCGUCACACUCUCAGUUCUAUGGUGGCUCAUUUUCAGACAUUGUUCGAUGUCUCAUCUCUAAACGGAGUUUAUCCUCGAAUGAACGAAGUCUACAGCUGCCUCGCCGAAAUGAACAACGCCAUGAGGAACAUCCGGGACGCACUCAAUCUUGACAGCAGAGCCGCUUGUGCUGAGGUGGUGAAUGCUGUGACCAGACUGACCUCUCAACCGCAAACUACUGUACAGGACCUGCUCGGGGAGGAGGAUAUCGACAGUAUUAUCCAAAAAGUGAAGGAUCAUGAUGAGUUUUUCCCUGCCUUCCACUCAUUUAUCAUUGAUAUCCUACAAACUUUGGGACUAACUCGACUGGAUGACAUUCUUCCCGCUCUGCAGACAUUAAAACAACAAGCUGCGUGAUGUUAUUUUUUACCCGUGAAAAUUGUUUGUAUUAAAACAUUGUGUUUUCAAUUGUUACGUUUUUAUGAGACUGGAAAUUAAAUGGUUUCGGAUUC
Periophthalmus magnuspinnatus is the source of this 1930-nucleotide messenger RNA. It is a transcript of the gene cep70, whose product is annotated as centrosomal protein 70. The record is from RefSeq and is a predicted model, not a curated record. Gene Ontology annotation, molecular function: gamma-tubulin binding. The coding region runs from base 162 to 1835 and encodes 557 amino acids. Gene Ontology annotation, cellular component: centrosome. NCBI's taxonomy places the organism in Eukaryota, Metazoa, Chordata, Actinopteri, Gobiiformes, Gobiidae. The transcript is spliced from 17 exons. Gene Ontology annotation, biological process: cilium assembly; regulation of microtubule cytoskeleton organization.